Saccostrea cuccullata (small rock oyster) is the source of this 756-nucleotide messenger RNA. RefSeq lists its product as uncharacterized. The record is from RefSeq and is a predicted model, not a curated record. The transcript has 3 exons. The annotation marks the transcript as partial. Lineage: Eukaryota; Metazoa; Mollusca; Bivalvia; Ostreida; Ostreidae.
AUGAGAGCUUUUCUUGCCGCUUUGUUGGUUGUGUUUAUAAUCGACACAACCACCGGCGAUACUAUUCGCAUCUUUGAUUAUAGAAGUAGUGUGCAGACAUGGGAGCAGGCACGUGAAGCAUGCAGAAAUCUCGAGUUCGGUCAAGGCUGGGACCUUUUGCAAAUUAACGAUUUUGAGAAUGAACUUAUCACCAGUCUUCUAAGGAGGGAAUGUAGCGAUGGCACGGAUGGUUGGUGGCUUCGUGGGACAUAUUCAAACUUUCCUGGAGAAAGUAAUGGGGACGGCCGGAAUAACUUCGCUAUUUACAAAAAUGAUUUCCAGUCGAGAUCUGUGGCUUUCCGUUCAGCACGGAGCUCGAGAUUAGGCUACAUCUGUGAAAAGCAAUGUGGUUUGGACUGGCCUAGGACUGACGGAGGAUCUGUUGCUGGCACCGAAGAGUUUGGUCCUUCCACUUCCGGAAGAUUUGGACUUACACCUUUCCAAAGAGUUCGACCUUCCCAAGACCUCAAAUCCCUCCUUUUGGAGGAUUUGAUCAAACCCAAGAAUUAUCAGGUCUUCAAUUUCCUGAUUUUACCGAGUCUAGAGGAUCAAAUCGUCUUCAACAAACUCCGUUACAAGGAAGUAUCUUUACUUCCUUUGUUCCCGAUCCUAGAGGAUUCGCUCGUAGUUCAACUUCUCGUAAUAGAUUGCCUACUCUAUUUUAAAGUAAUCCUCCAUUGAUUACUUGUAAGCAUGAAAAUAAAAAACUUUCAAUAA